AUGUCCGUCCCAAAAAUGGACAAGCGCCGCCGUAUUGACCUUCCUUUCCGGGAACUCCUCGCUGCUCAAUAUGUAGAGACCGAGGACCACUACGAGGCUUGGAGAAAGGCAAUGACCCAGUACCACCAACAGCAGGGCGAGCACGAUGCCGCUGCAAACAUCGCCACCACGGAGGGUGAGAUCCCGCUGCCGCUCCCCGAGAGCAUCUUGACCAACAAGAAGCCAGGUCCAGAAGGUCUCCCUGUUAUCCACGAGAACCUCCCCGCCAUCAAUGCGGCUGGUCUCAACCACAUCCUCUCCCAGUGCAAGCCCAACGAUCCUAACUCACAGGAGAUCAUGAAACAGAACACUGCCCGUCUAGUGGAGUGCGGUCUGGUCGACAAGCUGGGACUUGGGACCCCUCAGCCUCAAACUCCUACCGCUGAAACCACAACCACACCUUCACCCAAAGAAUUUGAAACUUCUGAUAAACUCGAAGAAGAGCGCAAGACUCAGUCCUCUGGUGAACCUGGAAGAGAGCGCAACAUCGAUCUUUCUCGCGUUCAGACUGCGCACCAGCGCUACUGGUCUGCCAUGGGUGGUUCGACUAAGGACUUCUUUUAG
This is a messenger RNA of Penicillium soppii, 603 nucleotides long. RefSeq lists its product as uncharacterized. Bases 1 to 603 code for a protein of 200 amino acids. The transcript has 2 exons. NCBI's taxonomy places the organism in Eukaryota, Fungi, Ascomycota, Eurotiomycetes, Eurotiales, Aspergillaceae. The record is from RefSeq and is a predicted model, not a curated record.